This is a messenger RNA of Cryptomeria japonica (Japanese cedar), 2696 nucleotides long. RefSeq names its product pentatricopeptide repeat-containing protein At5g15010, mitochondrial. Gene Ontology annotation, molecular function: protein binding. Lineage: Eukaryota; Viridiplantae; Streptophyta; Pinopsida; Cupressales; Cupressaceae. The record is from RefSeq and is a predicted model, not a curated record. Bases 183 to 1865 code for a protein of 560 amino acids. The transcript has 2 exons.
AACUUUCUAUUCCUAACCUCAACAACAAUAAACCACCACAAUCUCCACAAAUUUUCUAUUCCUAACCUCAGGAUGUUACAGCGCCUCGCAACUCUGCACCUGGUAGGGCAUCGAGCGAAGGAAUGAAGAGAAACUAAUAUACUCAAUCUGAUUUCCGCGAAUGCUCAAAACAGUUUCCAUGGAUGGCAAUCCAUUUUACCAAGAGGUCACUUGUUCUUCUUCUGGAUAUCACUUGUUCGUUUGCCUGUAAAUCCUGUACCAUCUCUUCUGUGUACCGAAAUCCCCAUAUUUGGUUCCACACCGAUUCCACCACUUUAUGCCACCUCCCGUCCUUCAAACCCGUUCAUAAUGACCCAAUUAAUCCGUACCACCGCUGGGUUUCUUCAGACGCCAGAUAUACACCCACUGAAGAAGACGAGGAAGAAGAAGAAGAAGAUGAUGAUUCGGGUGAAAUCAUUUCAAACAUCAGUGAAGAUGGAAAAGUCAAUGAUGAAGAUGUCAUCCUUAAGAAUAUUGGAUCUAUUAUCGGCCUUUCUAUGCAAGAGGGCAUGUCAGUAUUGAACGACUGUGAAUUCAUUUCUUCAUCAAGUCUGGUGCAAAAACUCCUUUGCAGAACUCAGAGUGAUUGGAGAGCUGCAUUGACUGUUUUUCAAUGGGCAGGUUCACGGGAAAACUACAGUCAUACUAUCAGUGUGUACCAUACCAUGAUAUCAAUAUUGGGUAUGCACAAAAAGUUUAGUGUAGCAUGGGUUUUGAUCAGAGAAAUGCAUGAGAAGGCAAUGGUGACCCACCACACUUUUAAAAUCGUGAUUCAAAGGUAUGCUGCUACUGAGGCGGUUGACAAAGCUAUUAAGACAUUUCAUGCCAUGGAAAAGUUCAAACUUGCUGCAGACUACAAUGACUUCCUUCACCUACUCCGUGCUCUUUGCAGAUAUCAGUAUUUUGAAGAGGCAGAAGAAUUAAUUUAUUUCAAUAAGGAGUACUUUCCACUGGCAACAAAGAGCUUUAAUGUUCUUCUCAAUGGUUGGGGUAACAUUUUAGUUGAUGUUUAUCAGGUGAAAAGGCUAUGGAAUGACAUGUAUAAUCUAUGCAUCACCCCUGAUGUUUCAUCUUAUACUACUAUCAUUUGUUGCCUCUCAAAAGCAGACAGAUUCUAUGAUGUUGUUAGAUUCUAUGACGAAAUGAAGAAGAAAGGUUUCACCCCAAAUCUGAAGGUAUAUAAUGCAGUAAUUUGUGUUCUGGCUAAACAUAAAUUUAUCAAAGAGGCACUGCAUCUCUUUAACAGAAUUCGAGAAAUGGGUUUCAAUCCAAAUGCUGUAACAUACAUCUCCCUUAUUAAUCACCUUUGUUUGGCAUGGGAAGCAGAAGAUGCUUACAGAAUCUUGGAUGAGAUGAUUCAGAAGGGGUUUGUACCAUCAAUUAGAAUAUACUAUUCAUUUUUUAGAUUUGUUAAAGAUGGCGAUGCAAUCUUUGACCUCUUUGAUAGAAUGGAAAAGACUGGCUGUGCUCCUACGAUGGAAUUUUACCUUCUGUCCAUCAGACGGUGUUGUAGUUGGGGCCAAUAUGAGAAUGCCUUUAAGCUGUUGAAUGUUAUGGAGAAGCAUGGCAUCUGUAUCGAUGAUAGUUCCAGCGUCAUUUUACAGAAUGGGUUCUUUCUGAAUGGCAAAUCAGAGGAGCCUUGUAAAUGCUAUAAAGAAAUGAAAGCUGAAGGAUUUUGUCUGGAGCCAAAAGCAGACAAGUUGUUUGAGUCUUGGAUUGCAAGCAGAAGAUAUGCACCUCUGCAACUACACCAGAAUUUCUCCAAGGAGAGGAGAGAUGGAAGACAAUAUAGUAAUACACUGCAUAAAAUGUUUAAUGGAAGAUAGAAAACCUUAAAUACAGAAUGCAUCUUCAAUCUCAAAUACAACAAAGAGAACGAGUAGAGUAUCAGACUCAAGGAUAAAACUUAAAAGAUUUUUAUUUUAUUUUUAUCUACUGUUGUCACCACUCUCAGUUUGGUUUGAGUUUAUUGCUACAAUCAACUGCAUUGUUUGUACUCUUUUUCCUCUUUUAGACCUUUACUUGAAGAAGAUGUGCUUCUGGUCCAUAUCGAAUUUAGGCAGCCAAGAACAAGAACUAAUUGCUUCCGGCCUCAGUGUGAAGGACAUAACAUGCUGUAAAGUGGGGUCUCCAUGAUACUGCCUAAAGUAUGAAUCUAAUCCAUGCAUAUCAAAUGCUCAAGAGAGAUACACUGUCCCUGUCUUUCCAAAGCUUUGCAUGCAGAUGCGGGUAAUCAAAACUUUUCAUGGAUGGUGGAAAUUGGUGGCAAAAAUAAGUUCACCUUUGGAAUAAGAAUGAUAUAUUUUAUAAUAUAAUAAGAAUCAGACAUGCAAAGAGCUUGAGAUUUUUUCGAGGUGGCUCUAGAUUUUGUACCAAUUGAGUGUUUAGAGGAUUGCAAACAUAGAAUGACCUUUAUGGCACAAGCUCAGUCGUUCCAUGACAAUGGUUUUUAAAAUGAAAUUAAUGUCUGUCAAUAUGAGAUGUGUGUGACUUCAACUCGGGUUUACGAUAUCACAUCCUUUGACACAAGAAUAACAGUGCAUUUGAGCUUGAUUUAAAGUAUAUAUUCUCUGAUUCUAUCUUUUGCUGUAGUAAGAAAUAUUGUUUGAAGAAUCAGGAAAAAAAGGAAUUUUAAUAUAAAAUUAAAAUAAUAAUAA